Polistes canadensis is the source of this 3833-nucleotide messenger RNA. RefSeq names its product zinc transporter ZIP1-like. The transcript is spliced from 3 exons. Gene Ontology annotation, molecular function: zinc ion transmembrane transporter activity. NCBI's taxonomy places the organism in Eukaryota, Metazoa, Arthropoda, Insecta, Hymenoptera, Vespidae. The record is from RefSeq and is a predicted model, not a curated record. Gene Ontology annotation, biological process: zinc ion transmembrane transport. Bases 900 to 2510 code for a protein of 536 amino acids. Gene Ontology annotation, cellular component: plasma membrane.
GAGGGGAUACGAAUGACCAACGACGUCCCUAUCCAGACCCUGAGUGUCCGGUUCGACGCCGUGCCGCGUGGAACGAUUACACAUAUCUUUCUUUAUUUAUUCAUUUUCUUUCAUUUCUUACAUUUUUUUCUUCGUAUUCCCUCCAAUAAAUCCAGUGGUCAUUCGUUUCAAUUAAUUAAACAAUAAUAAUAUUAAUAAUAAUAAUAAGAAGAAGAACGAAAAAGUUAUUCCUUCAGCUAAUGUAAAAGUUCUCAUGUUUAUGUAUUUGUAUAUCACAUAUGGUUAUCACUGAACUUAAAUUUGAAACAUUGUCCGAUAUAAACAAAAGAAAAUAAUUGGCGAUGGUGGUGAGAACAAUAAAUAAAGAAUUAUUUAUGUUAAUAUCGAUUGGAAAGAAGGAGACACAUUGGACCAAUAAUCAUCAUUGUGUACCACUAUUACUAUUAGUACUAUUACUACUACUAUUACGGUCCAGUUAAUAUCAACGUCGGUGGUUUAGCACCAGUGCUUUGGGUGAAAGUGGGUAGCCGGUGUAGUUCGCGGAAUACUCUCGAUUGUAUUUACGAUCGUAUACAGUUCGAGACGAUAAGUAAGUAUAUACUAACCAUCUGUGCAAUAAUAUCCGAAAAAGAAGGAAACAAGAGGUGUUAUUUUGGAAGUGUGCUGCAACUUGGUACCAAAGUUUUAAUAAGAAUUUAAGCGAAUUUAACGUCAACUAUACGUACUAGAUAUGAAUAUUUUCAUGAAUUAAUAUAUUAUAGGAUGAGAAGUGAACAAAAUGUUGAUAUAAAGAACAUAACAACCAAGAGAUUAGAUAUUAGACGUACUGAAAAAAAACACAGUUCCUCGAGUUCUAUUUAUUAUCGCAUAUGAAAGAGAAUAAAAAUAUAUAAAUAAAGAUGGAAGAAGAAAAUACGAGUACGACGUCUUCGAUUCUUUUGAUGGCAAAAAUUGGUGCCAUGAUUGGUCUCGGUUUUGGAUCACUUAUAUUGGGUAUGUUACCUCUGAUAGUUGGACGAUGCAGGACGAAAUUGAAUCGUCAGAAACGAUGCCACGGCAUCUCCAUUAAUUCGAGUAAUUCAACAUCGACGUCAACCUCGGCAUCGCAAACAUCCUCCUCGUUCGUCGAUAACGCAGCGAAUUCGCAAGGACUGUUGACUUCGCUGUUACUCUGCUUCGGAGGUGGAGUUCUUCUUUUCACGACAUUCCUACAUCUAGCACCGGAGGUACGACUAAGUGUCGAGACACAUCAAUCUAAUGGUCAACUACCAAUAUUAGGAACACUAAGUUUAUCGGAAUUACUUUUCUGCGGUGGAUUCUUCCUGGUAUAUUUGGUCGAGGAAGCCGUACACGCGGCAUUAACUGGGAAACCUGAGUCCUCCGAAGCUCUACUUUAUAGAACAGUAUCGGUACGUCGAUGUAACAAUCAAACUGGUGUAACAACGUCUGCAGCAAGUGGUUCAACUACGACUGUAUCAACGACGACUAGAUCUACUUGGAAAGAUGACUGCGAGGAUGGUGAAAAAUUGGAUCGACGUUCGAGACAUCAAUUGGAGGAUAUGUGCGGUAUUAAGAAUGAUAAAGUAUUGCCAGCCAUAUUCGUUCUUUCAUCAUCGACAGGAGGAUUAUCAACACAGAUCGGUGAUCAAAGAGACAAUGAUAGACACCAAUCAGAUCCAGAAUUAGCUGUUGAUGUUGCUACUGCUUAUACAUCCCAAGAAAAUCAUGAACAUAAACACUCGAUCCUAACGAAAAAGUCAUCCGUCCAAGGUUUAUUAACCGUUCUGGCUUUAUCCUUUCAUGCUAUAUUCGAAGGACUUGCCGUAGGAUUGGAACCUUCCUUGAGUUCUGUCGUUUAUCUUGCUGCAGCUAUUGCCACUCAUAAAUUGGUUAUAUCCUUUUGCGUUGGUAUGGAACUUUAUGUUGCCAGUGCAUCAACCAGAACAACUUUGGGAUACUUAACAGUUUUCUCGAUGGUAACACCCAUCGGUAUCGCAGUUGGACUAGCUCUUAGUCAUUUCAAAAACAACAGCGAUACUUUAGGACCUACCCCAACUAUACUUCAAGGAAUGGCAGCUGGAACUUUACUCUAUGUUGUAUUCUUCGAAGUAUUAGCACGAGAAAAAGCAAACGAAAAGAGUGGUCUUCUACAAUUACUCGCGAUUAUUGUUGGUUUUAUGCUGAUGCUGGGUCUACAGAUUGCCACCGCCCACUCGCAUUCGCAUUCUCAUUCGCAUUCGCAUUCCUCCCAUCAUGAACAUGAGGAUGAGCACGAGAAUGAAACUGAUCACGCUCACGAAAUUGGCGGGAAAAUGGAAAACAAGAUGGAUACACAAAGGAUAAUGGGUGAUGCUAUCGAAAAAGUUACGCAAAAUAUUGUCGACGUACUAUCGAAAAAUUUGACGUCUCCUACGAGUCCGCAAACGCAAGAGGAACAUUUUCAUCGACAUGAAAAUAAUUUGAAUGAUACGACUAAUAUUUUAUUAUCAUCGACAAAUCGUACCGCGUGAAGUAAACGUUUUAUCGAAGAACAUUUCAAAUGUCUCGAUUUCCAUUGAUCAAUUUUACUUCGAGAAAAAGAAUCGAACCUUCGUAUUACAAAGAAUUAUGUGGAAGAUCAUUGAAUAAUCUUUUUAUGAUGAUUCUUUUAUGAAUAUUUUAACGAAGGAUAUUUUGAUACCACGUGUACAUUUAUGUGUGUGUGUGUGUGUGUGUCUGUGUGUAUAUGUAUGUAUAUGUGUGAAAAAGAGAGUAUACGAAAGGAUUAAAGAGAACGCAAAGAAGAAGAAGAAGAAGAAAAAAUAGUGCUCGAAGAAGUUUCUUGCCAAUAAUGAAAGUUCGAUUAUAAUCAGACAAUUUUUCUACCCUAUGUGUCGAUAACUCAUUUUUCCAGCCGAUGCACUCGUAGUCUCGCUAAUUUCAAUUAUUCGAGCGAAAUAUGUGGCCUUUUUGCGAAGUAAUUGAUGUUUCGAUAUUUGUUUGUACUAACAUGUAGAACGGUCGGUAAUUUAUCGGUUGUUAAAUUGUGUUAGAUUUUAUUUUAUCCGUUUAUUUAUUAUGAAAAUUUAUCAAAAUCAUGACUAAUUGCUCGAUUAAUAAAAAUAAUGUGUAUUUGUGUGAGAGCCAUUUUGCAUUCAUGAUUAAAUAAAUUUUAAAAAAUCAUUUUGAAACUUAAAAUGGCGCGUUAUUCAAACGUUUAAAUUGGUAUGAUUCUUUUGUAAUAAAUUAAGUUACACGAUAAUUUAGGCUGUUAUAUACAAAUAUACCUCUCGUUUUCUUGUUAAGAAAGAUGAAAUUUGAAUUAAAUUUGGUUUCAUCUUUUUUUUCUUUUUCUAUUGUGAAAAAUGUUAAAUAUAUAUUUAAUAACAAUAACCGAAAUAUCGCAAUUAUAUUGAUGAUAUACGAAACACUUAACUUAAAUGAUCAUGAUUCGAGUCAAUUAUAUUCCUAAUGUACUUCUUCAGCACUCAUCCUUGUAUUUUGAUUAUUUAUUGUCAUUUAUUUUCUAUUGCAACAUUACUUGCACGAGAUAUUCCUAUAUAACUGACUGAUUUUAGUCGAAAUACAUAUCGAGUGUCUUAACGAUGUGUUGCAUAUUCAUUACGUUUAAUAAUUAUAGUCAAAAUAUUAGAUAAUUACAUUUCCCUACUUUAUAACAAAUUAACAUAUGUACCACAAAGCAUUUACCAUCAUCUAACAUGUUCAUUUGUCAUUUGAGAUCAAUCGAAUUAACGUUCUUUAUAAUAUAAUAUUGAAUGAUAUUGACAUUAGUUAAUGUUUAAUAUGAUUUUUCUUUACUUAAAUAUUGUUAAACUAAAAUUUGAAAAAAAAAA